Momordica charantia (bitter melon) is the source of this 900-nucleotide messenger RNA. RefSeq lists its product as uncharacterized. The record is from RefSeq and is a predicted model, not a curated record. NCBI's taxonomy places the organism in Eukaryota, Viridiplantae, Streptophyta, Magnoliopsida, Cucurbitales, Cucurbitaceae.
UUAUUCCGCAUCCUCCUCCGAGAUAGAUUCCACAUCACUAUAAAUAUCCGAAUCUUGACUCAUCCCUUCAGUCGUCUCCAGAAAUCCGGAGUGGAAAACUACAAAGCAAUAAUCGGACUCUUUCUUCCAUCUACAAUCUGAGGUCACUCGCUGGUAACAUUUCUCUGAAGAACAAUGGCCGUUUCUGUCAAGUCAAUGGCUCUCAUUGUCGCAACUUUUGGUGUGAUAUCCUUUAUAUUUGGAGUCGUAGCUGAAAACAAGAAGCCUGCAGCUGGAACUCCCAUCCAAGGCAAGGGCCUUGUUAUCUGUAAAUAUCCAGGCGACCCAACUGUGGCGUUGGGAUAUCUUUCGGUUUUGUUUCUUCUUGCCUCAUCGAUUGCUGGAUACUUUUCCUUAUUCUAUCCUUAUCAAGGAAAAUCUGUUCCUCGAGGUGCCAUGUUUAGGAGCAGCAGUUUCUCUGUUUUCUUCAAUAUUGCUGUGUUCACGACUGGAUUAGCUAUAACUUUGCUCGUAUGGCCCACGGUCACAGAGCAACUUCACUUGAUGCGCAAUGUUCAUCACAAUCUCGAGACAGAGUGCCCGACCGCUAAGACCGGUCUUCUGGGUGGCGGUGCUUUUCUAUCCCUGGAUUCAUCCCUCCUCUGGUUGGUUGCUUUAAUGCUGGCUGGGAAUGCUCGAGAGGACUACUUUGAAGAAAUUGAGGAAACAGGAACCAACAGUGAAGCUCUUAAGAGCAGUGCAUGAAGGAAGAAGAAAGGCUUUUCGUUUAGGUUUAGUGAUAAUUGAUAAUUUAGGAUUAGUGAUAAUUUGGUUUCUCUAUAGUUUAGUUUAGUUGUUAUUGAGUGAGGAUUUACUUGUGAAUAUGGCAUUCUUUCUUAUAAUUUUACUAUUGGCUACACA